Punctularia strigosozonata HHB-11173 SS5 is the source of this 1329-nucleotide messenger RNA. RefSeq lists its product as uncharacterized. The transcript has 11 exons. Lineage: Eukaryota; Fungi; Basidiomycota; Agaricomycetes; Corticiales; Punctulariaceae. Bases 58 to 1329 code for a protein of 423 amino acids. The record is from RefSeq and is a predicted model, not a curated record.
CCGACGGUGGAAGAGUGGCAGGAGCUGUGGAAAGCAUGGGAUUGUGUCACUUUGGGAAUGAUCCCUCGUGAGAUGUUGCUUCAAAAGCCGAUCGACCUUCGCCACAAAUGUCUUUUCUACAUCGGUCAUAUACCUACCUUUUUGGACAUGCUUCUCGCGAAGCAGCUGGGUGAGCCCAACACAGAGCCCAAGCGAUUCAUGUCGAUUUUUGAAAGGGGAAUCGACCCACACGUCGAUGAUCCGGAGUAUUGCCACUCGCAUUCUGAGGUGCCGGAGAAAGACGAAGACUGGCCAGCGAUAGAAGAAGUUGUUGCCUUCCGCGACCGUGUACGUGCACGGCUGCUCAGGGUUUACAGCGAGCUCGACUCUGGCACCCGGAUCAUUGACCGACGCCUUGCUCGCGUGCUCAUGAUGACGCUCGAACACGAAGGCUGGCAUGUCGAAACUCUCCUUUACAUGCUCAUUCAACGUGCCGGCACCGGAACAUUACCCCCGCCUGGCUUUCCGUCGCCCGAUUACGACGCCUUGACUGCAGAGUGGUCCCUGAUACAGAAACCGAGCACACCUACUAUCACGCUUGGCCCAGCCCAAGUGUGGCUCGGCCAUGAUGACUCGGAGCUGGACGACCUUCUCCCCUCGCUAUCAGCGCUCUCUCCUGAGGAGAGGAGGCGGGACGUUGAUGAACACGAAUUUGGCUGGGACAACGAGAGCCCGCGACGCGUCGUAGAGGUGGGGAAGUUCAUGGCUGAGUGGCGGCCAGUAACGAACGCGGAAUAUAUGGCAUUCUGGAAGGGCGCUGGUCAAUCCAGGCCCAUGCCAACCACUUGGGUAGAAGAGGACGGAGAACUGAAGAUUCGUACUCUGCACGGCCCUAUCUCCUUCGCUAUCGGCGCGGAGUGGCCAGUUCAGACUUCCUACGAUAAUAUGGAGGCCUACGCCCAACACAAGGGUGGCCGGCUUCCCACCGAGGCGGAGCUGAGGCUCUUCCUGGACAGGUACGAAGUCGGGCACGAUGGCGGAGCCAAUGUAGGCUUCCGCAACUGGCACCCUACCCCCGCGACCACAGGCCGUGCUGACAACGAUGGUCGUGGUUCAAACGGCGGUGUUUGGGAAUGGACGAGUACACUCUUCGAGUCUCAUGACGGUCUAGCACCUACCAAUAUCUUCCCUGGGUACUCAACCGAUUUCUUCGAUGGAGUACACCAUGUGGUACUCGGCGCUUCGUAUGCCACCAUCCCUCGCAUAGCAGGGCGACGUACCGUAAGGAAUUUCUGGCAGCACAACUAUCCAUACCCUUGGAUUGGAGCUAGAGUGGUUUACGAUGCGUAA